Messenger RNA from Tachysurus vachellii, 7680 nucleotides. It is a transcript of the gene plxnb1b, whose product is annotated as plexin b1b. The transcript has 39 exons. Gene Ontology annotation, molecular function: semaphorin receptor activity; protein binding. NCBI's taxonomy places the organism in Eukaryota, Metazoa, Chordata, Actinopteri, Siluriformes, Bagridae. The record is from RefSeq and is a predicted model, not a curated record. Gene Ontology annotation, cellular component: semaphorin receptor complex. Gene Ontology annotation, biological process: negative regulation of cell adhesion; axon extension; positive regulation of axonogenesis. Bases 534 to 7256 code for a protein of 2240 amino acids.
GUGUGUAUGUGUGAUUGUGUGUGUCGCUCCUUCACCGGCUCCAUGUGAGAACCGUGUUCUUUUCCUCGUUUGCUUAUGACAAAGUCUUUUCCAGGCUCGGUUUUUAAGCAUGAAGAGUUGAAGGAACGUGUAGGACAAGCUUUUUAAACAGUGCACGUUUAGCUCAACUCUCUCACGUAGGAACCUGGGAACGUGCGCGCGGGUGUUGAAGCUCCACAUUACGCACUGGAUAAAGUGAACUGUUCAUACAGGUGGGGUUUAAGCGGGUUAGGUGAAGGUGAAGCUGGUUAAAGUGGGACUUUGUCUGCGGAACACUCAAGGUCUGGAUUGCUGCUGUAGAUAUGCAAAGCUCCUGAUCACACGGCAGCCAACAGAGAAGUGCCGGCCAUAGAGGUUGAGUCCAGUCUCCAGAAGGAUGUUUUUUUGAGUGAACGAGAGUGCAUUGUGGGUGCCUGUGUUAGACCACACAGCUGACCUGUCAAGAGAGGACAUGCCUCUAUAAAAGACAAUUACCAAACAAAUGAGUUGUCACCAUGUUCCACGGGAUGGUGCGUGUAUUGCAUGCUCUUCUCCCCGUCCUGGUUUUGUGUGCAGUCUCCCAGAGCAUCCCGUCACUGCACCACUAUCCAGUGUUUAUGCGCAACACCACACAAUUCGAGCAUCUGGCUCUCCACCCUGAACCGGAACUGGGGCGCAUCUACGUGGGUGCCCGUGAUCGUCUGUUCCGGCUAUCCUCAGACCUCCGACUGGAGGAGGAGGUGAAGACCGGGCCUGUGACGGACAGCCGUGAAUGCCUGCCUCCCAUCAGCGACACCAGCUGCCCGCUGGCACAGCCGACCAGCAACCACAACAAGCUUCUUCUUAUCGACCCUUCAAGCAAGGUGCUGAUCAGCUGCGGCAGUGUGCACCAAGGCACAUGUCAGAAGCGAGACCUGGAUGCCAUUGGUACUGUGCUCUUUUCAGCCCAGAGGCCUGUGGACACACAGUAUGUGGCAGCCAAUAAACCUGAGGUUUCCACUGUGGGAUUGGUGGUUCCCGCACAUGGAGCACGACAGUCAGUGCUGUACGUGGGUCGUGGCUAUACCAGCAGCCAGCCGCCCAUCUCCACACGCAACCUAGCUACUGAACCUAUCUUCUCAUAUGAAGAAACGGCAAAGCUAACCGUGGUCGAACGGCUUUCAGAAUACGACCACCACUUUGUGACCUCUUUUGCACACAAUUACCAUGUCUACUUUCUGUUUUACCGCCGUGAUUUGAAGUCAGAUGGGCGUGACUACCAAACAUACGUGUCUCGUGUGUGUCUGGACGAUAUGGCAUACUAUUCAUACGUAGAGGUUCCACUAAGCUGCCGUUCAGCUGCCGGAAAGAGAUACACCUUGCUACAAGCUGCUCGACUGGGACUGGCAGGAGAAACUAGAGGGGAAGACAAAGAGCUACUGCUGGGGGUUUUCUCUACACAUUCUGCCUCAUCCACCAAACCCAGCAACGAGUCAGCCCUGUGCAUGUUUUCCCUGCAGGAACUGGAUAAACACAUCAACAACACUCGAGAUCUCUGUUACACAAAAGUGGGCCAGCAAGAUGGACUCGAGGCUGCCUAUAUAGAGUAUGAGGUGAAAUCAAACUGUGCCAGUUUGCCACCAAGCACUCUAGAGGCUUACCAAUGUGGUUCUGACCACACUCCGAGCCCAAUGGCUAGCAGUGUCGCGGUGGAGGCUGAGCCGAUAUUGGACAGUCCUACUGCUCGUCUUACUGCGGUUGCUAUUAGCAUCAAAGCAGACCACACCAUUGCUUUUCUGGGAGACUCUAAGGGAAACUUACACAAGGUGUUUUUGGGUCCUAAUGGUGAGGUGGAAGAAUAUGCCAUUAUUCCCAUUCAACGUAAUGCAGCAAUAAGCAGUGAGCUGACUCUCGACCAAUCAGAAGAGCACCUGUACAUUAUGACCAGCACUAUGCUGGAGAAAAGGCCUGUCGCUGAGUGUCACCUGUACACGGACUGUGGGUCGUGUCUCUCAGCUCGAGAUCCUUACUGUGGCUGGUGUGUGCUGGAAGGGAGGUGUGUUCAGCGUGGCGAGUGUGCACGUGGGAAGCAGGCUGAUCAGUGGCUAUGGAGUUUUGAUAUGGAGCAGCAGUGUCUGACUGUGCAAACCAUCACACCAUCAAACCUCAGCAGAGAGGAGAGCAGGACAAUUGCUCUAUUUGUUCCUGGUCUACCAAGGCUAGAGGAUGGGGAAUCAUAUUCCUGUUUCUUUCAAGACAUUUUCUCUCCUGCGACCAUCACUGAAAGCGGGGUCACCUGCUCCUCACCAGAACCCCAGAUAGUCCCCACUCCGUCACCUGGAGAAGAUUUUUUAACAGUCACUUUAUCCUUACGGUUUGGUGAUGUCAUUGUCACUUCUUCGGAAUUCACCUUCUAUGAUUGCAGAGUUGUCAAACAUCUCUCGGGGAGUAUGCCUUGUCAUGGAUGUGUGUCAAGUCGUUGGGGCUGUAACUGGUGUGUACACGAGCAUGUGUGUUCCCACAAGACGCACUGUGAGCAAGGGGUCAUCAUUUACAACGAAAAUUUCAAAGUCCCUGCACCCUCCCCUCCUCCAAUUAUACAUGUCAAGAUUUCAACUGUCACUAUGAAACACGCACUUCAUACCUCCAUGCCACCUACUAAACCUCCAGCUACACCUCCGACUACAACCACUGCACCUACUACGACCACCACAACUCCAACCACUCAAGCUACAACUAUAACUACACCACUGGCAACUACAGCCAACACACCAGCCACCACCUCCACUCCAACUACAUUGCCUGCAAUUCCUGAACCCACCGUUCCCCCUACCUUCCCAAUGUUGCCAACCCUCCCAUCCCAAAUCACAACCACAACUCCCUCAUUCUCUACACUGCCUGUUCUGAAGGAGCGUACCUCAGAGGAGAUACUGCUAGCCUCUGAGACAGAGGAAGAAGCCCUUAGCGAAGCCAAGAGUGCUGUGAUCACCAUCUCCAGUCUGGAUACUGGACUGGAAACCGAGCCACCAAGCAUUAAUGAAGCAGCCAUUGACCAGAUGACUUCAGAGACACCGACACAAGCUGCGGUGUUGCUGUUUUCUGAAGAAGUCACGCCACUGGGGGAACCAGUAACCGAUGCUCAAGCAUUGCCUAGCAGUCCACAGAUUGUAGAAGAAUCUCUUCCAUUGGCUGAGCCUCCUACCGAAAUUCAAAACAUAACACAAUCAGAAAGUCUUGAGUCUGUGGGAGAAGAUUCUAAUCCUGUCAGCUUAUUGCCCACGGUGCCUGUUGUUCUACCGUCUGGUUUGCCUGUUCCCUCAGAGAGGGAUGCAGAACUGGAGGUGCUUCACAUUCCCCCAGAGGAAGCUGGCAUGGCUGAAAAUGACACAACUGCAUUUUCAGCAGCAACAGUGUUGUCGGGUGAUGGAGAAUUAGACCACAUCUCUCCUGGCUACCCUCGGCUCUUGGAUGUAGAUUCUGAGACAGACUACCACUAUGACAUGGCAAACCUACCGCAGGGAGAUGAGGGCUUGUUUGAGAGUUGGGGUUCAUCUGCAUGUCCUUGUGUUGAGAAAGUUCAGGGCUCACCACUGCUGCCUGUACAGACAGAGAGGAAGAUCAAUCUGUUGGCUCGCAACCUUCAUCUGUAUCAGGACCAAGACUUGGAGUAUGAGUGUGUUUUGGUGAUUGAGGGACAGACUGUGGUGGUGGAUGCCUAUGUAGAGAGAGAUAGCACAAACACAUCUUUGUUUGACAUUACUUGUCAGCAGCACAAGUAUUCCUACUCAAGCUUGGUGGAGGAGUACAACGCCAUGGUGUAUGUGAAGAGGAGAGACACUUUUCAUGUGGACAGCUUUAAUGACCUCUUUGUGACUUUGUACAACUGUUCGGUGGGCCGUUCUGACUGCAGCCGGUGUCACACAGCAGAUCAGAAGUACGACUGUGUGUGGUGUGGUGAGGUUCAGUCAAGCUGUGUGCACAAAGAGGCCUGCUUAAAUACGAGGGUUAAAUACACAUGUCCUGCUCCUGUCAUUCAUUUUAUCGAGCCUCUAACAGGCCUUAAAGAGGGAGGUACCACUCUCACCAUCAGCGGUUCCAACUUGGGCCAGAAAGCUCAGGACAUCUUACAGUCAGUCAGUGUGGCUGGCAUUUCCUGUUCAGUCAGACCAGAACUGUAUGAGAUAUCAUCCAGAAUUGUGUGUGUAACAGGAGAGAGCAAAGAGGAGAAGUCAGGUUAUGUCUCAGUAGAAGUGUCUGGUGCAGGGCACAAAGGUCUCUCUAUUCAAACUUUCAGCUACCAGGAACCAAUUCUUGAAGGGGUGAAUCCCCAGAGAGGACCCCAGGCAGGGGGGACCUCUCUCACCAUCACGGGCAAAAAAUUACUGACUGGCAGAGGCAGUGACAUCAGUGUGCUGCUGGGCAGUGUCCCCUGUGUAAUGUUUGAAAAUGUGCAGGAAGGCAGGAUCGAGUGUGUCACAGGCGCUAGCAACCAGACUGGAGAUCACAUAGUAACUGUGCGCUAUGGCAACCUUGAGCGCUAUCUCAAUGACAUCCGCUUUCACUACACCCCAAAUCCUAACAUAACACUUGCUACCCCUUCGAAAAGCUUCAUCAGCGGCGGUCGCGUGAUCAGUGUGGAUGGACAUAACUUGGACGUAGUCCAGGAGCCACGCAUCCGAGUGACCAUGACCAGGAAAAGAGGUAGCAGACAGAGAAGAAGGAGAAACGGAGGGAGCAUUAAAGCUAAGGGCAGUGGUUUACUGUUGAGACACAAGAGGAUCAUUCCUGAAGUAGACAUUGCAGAAAACACUGGAAAAUAUUUUGAUGAACGGUGUGAGGUGAACUCUUCCUCUCGACUGCUGUGUCGUAGCCCUGGUGUGAGCUCUGAGAUGUUAGAAUCUGAUGUGCUGGUGGAGUUUCUUCUGGAUAACUUGCGCUUCAACUUUAACUCAUUCAGCAAAAUGCCUUUUACCUAUGAACCAAACCCAACCCUCACUAAUCUCAACCACCUUGACCCCAAUGAGCCCUACCUCUACAAACCUGGUUCAGUCAUAUCAGUAGAGGGACAGAAUCUAGACCUAGCAAUGUCUAAAGAUGAGGUGGUGGCUCUUAUUGGUGAGGGCAUAUGUACAGUUAAAACUCUGACAAAAAACCAUCUGUAUUGUGAACCACCUGCCCAGCAGCCCUCCCCCUCCUACAGCCACGGACGCAAGAGAGAAGGAGCCGAUGCUCUCCCAGAGUUCACAGUACAGAUGGGGAAUCUGAACUUUUCUCUGGGAAGGGUGCAGUAUGACACCCUCAGUCAGUCCACCUUUCCUUUGGAGGCACAGAUAGGGGUUGGAGCAGUGGCUUCUCUUGUCGUUCUUAUUGUUGUGAUCAUUGUUCUCAUUUACAGGAGGAAGAGUAAGCAGGCUUUGAGAGAUUACAAGAAAGUUCAAAUUCAGCUGGAGAAUCUAGAGACGAGUGUGAGAGACCGGUGCAAGAAAGAGUUUACAGACUUGAUGACUGAAAUGAUGGACAUGUCAAGUGAUAUGGUGGUAUCCGGGAUUCCGUUUCUGGAUUACAAGAUGUACGCUGAGCGCAUCUUUUUCCCGGGUCAUCGGGAGUCGCCACUGCGCAGGGACCUGGAUGUACAGGACUGUAGACGGGCCACAGUGGAGCAGGGUCUUGUCCAACUUUCCAACCUGCUCAACAGCAAACUCUUCCUCACCAAGUUUAUCCACACUCUGGAGAGCCAGAGGACUUUCUCUCCCAGAGACCGAGCUUACGUGGCCUCUCUGCUCACUGUAGCCCUACAUGGCAAGCUGGAGUACUUCACUGAUAUACUGAAAACAUUGCUUAAUGACCUGGUGGAGCAGUAUGUUGCCAAGAACCCCAAACUCAUGCUUCGAAGAACAGAGACUGUUGUGGAGAAGCUCCUGACCAACUGGAUGUCGAUAUGCCUUUACUCUUUCCUGAGGGACUCGGCAGGCGAGUGUUUGUACAUGCUUUUUAGAGCCAUAAAGCACCAGGUGGACAAAGGGCCUGUGGACGCAGUGACUGGCAAAGCCAAAUACACCCUUAAUGACAGCCGACUACUCCGAGAGGAUUUGGAGUAUCACACGCUGACUCUGAAUGUUCAGAUGGAGGGAGUAGGAAUGAAUGAGACUCAGCCAGUAGCAGCUAAAGUACUAGACUGUGACACUAUAACCCAAGUCAAAGAGAAGAUUCUAGACCAGGUCUUUAAGGGAACCUCAUACUCCCAUAGACCUCACACAGACUCCCUGGAUUUGGAAUGGCGUUCAGGUGUUGCAGGUCACCUCAUUCUCUCAGAUGAAGAUUUAACAUCUGUGGUACAGGGCAACUGGAAACGCCUCAAUACAAUUCAGCAUUACAAGGUCCCUGAUGGAGCUACAGUUGCGCUGGUGCCACGACAUAGCAAACACAUCCAUCAUGACAACCAUGACUAUGUGGCAGGAGAGAAGACGCCAAUGCUGGAGGAUGCGGAUGAAGGCGGAGUCAGACUGUGGCAUCUUGUAAAAGCCAGUGAGGAACCUGAACUGCCCAAACACAGAAGAGGCAGUUUGCGAGAGAGAGAGAGGGCCAAGGCCAUACCGGAGAUCUACCUCACACGACUGCUCUCCAUGAAGGGCACGCUGCAGAAGUUUGUUGAUGAUCUAUUCACUGUGAUUCUGAGCACAAGUCGGCCCGUUCCCCUCGCUGUGAAAUACUUCUUUGACCUGCUGGAUGAUCAGGCAACACAUCACGGCAUCUCAGACCCAGAAACAAUACAUAUAUGGAAAACAAACAGUCUGCCUCUGCGCUUCUGGAUCAACAUUGUGAAGAACCCUCAGUUCCUCUUUGACGUGCAGGCAUCUGACAAUGUGGACGCUGUCCUGUCUGUCAUCGCUCAGACCUUCAUGGAUUCCUGCACCAUUGCUGACCACAAACUGGGCAGGGACUCCCCCAUCAACAAGCUGCUGUAUGCCAGAGACAUUCCCCGUUAUAAGCAGAUGGUGGAGAGGUACUAUGCUGACAUCAGGCAGACGAUCCCAGCUAGUGAUCAGGAGAUGAACUCCGCCUUAGCUGAACACUCCAGGACUUACUCAGGAGAGCUAAAUUACCUAGUGGCCCUGCAUGAGCUGUACAAGUAUAUCAACAAAUAUUAUGACCAGAUCAUCACCGCCUUAGAAGAGGACACCACGGCUCAGAAGAUGCAGCUCGGUUAUCGUCUUCAACAGAUCGCAGCUGCGGUGGAAAACAAAGUGACAGACUUGUAAAUAAGAGAUCAGAAUGAGAUGACUGACAGGAGGGGAAAGAAACAAGAAGAAGAUGAAAAACAGGGGUUGCACUGAAGAAUGGACCUACUGUAUGUAUUUGACUGCAGAGUUGUGUAGAAGCAGCGAAUGAGAACCACAGCACUGUGGCGUUGAUAUAAAUGAUGGAGUAAACACACUGCCACUUUACAUGGGAAAAGAGGACUCACUGUGUGAUGGGACUACAUGGUUUCUGUCAUUAUCUGAGGGAUUAGUAAAUUGGAGUCUCUUCAACAUUCUCUGAAUGAUGGGACAGUUUCAGGAGGAAGUUCUCUCUCAGUCCUUCUGGAGAAAUCAAAGAGGACACGUACCCACGCAGUGGGGAGUGUGUGUAAAGUGACUGCAAGAAGAGCAGCCAUGUUGUCCGUCUCCUCCACGACUCAAUCAG